AGGAGAUCUUACCGCUAUCUCUCUCUGAAACCUGAAGACUCAACGACUAAUCGGUCACAGCUGCUUACCUAUGAAAUGGCGCAGAAGCCGCACCAUAUCGGUGUUCGAAAGUCGUGGUUAUCAUGGCAUUCACAGAAUUUAGAAGGAUUCAGACAAUCACAACCGCUCAUGGUUGUGCACGACGAGGUUAUCCGCCGAUUUAUACGUGGAUUUUUCCCCCAAAAUGUGGUAAUUUCUGGUGAGGAGCUUGUGAUCAAACGCAGAGGUAAUGUGGUCACGGUGGCAGGCUUCCUGCAGUACUCUCGUCGCUUCGAUAUCCGUCGCAUUUACUGGAUGUUUGGUUUCACGGAAGAAUUUCUUUCUAUACUUCUCAAGCAACCUGUGAAGCUCGAACUAGCUUUCGUGGAAAGCGAAGCGGACAUAGCUUAUAAUUACAUAUAA
Molecule: messenger RNA, 441 nt
Organism: Haemonchus placei
Lineage: Eukaryota; Metazoa; Nematoda; Chromadorea; Rhabditida; Trichostrongylidae
Source: the annotation of a GenBank genome assembly